This is a messenger RNA of Paraglomus brasilianum, 3170 nucleotides long. The record is from the annotation of a GenBank genome assembly. NCBI's taxonomy places the organism in Eukaryota, Fungi, Glomeromycota, Glomeromycetes, Paraglomerales, Paraglomeraceae.
GAGACGGUAAUGAAACCGAAAUUGAAGUAAACUUUGAAGAUGUCAUUGCAGAGUUUAAUGGGAUACGGUCUAAAUACCAAAUACGUAAAUGGGCGGCGAAGCCUGUUACUCGCAAGUAUGCCUUCGAGUUGCCAAAUAUUCCUUCCGAAACAGAAUAUUUAAAAGUCGUAUAUUCAUUCUCGCAACCACAACUCCCGAAUAACUUGACUGGCGAGACUUUUAGUCACAUGUUUGGUACAAACACUUCUGCAUUGGAGUUAUUCCUCAUAAAGAGGAAAGUAAUGGGCCCAUGCUGGUUAGAAAUAAAAAAUGCUACACCGACCGACACCAACAUUUCUUGGUGCAAGACCGAAAUAAUAGUUGAGGACCCAAAGGAUAUCGACAUACUCAAAGACACAAACGACUCGGCAUAUCAAAACCCACCACCAGUAACGAUAAUGUGCUUUAGUUUACGCACAGUUAUGAAUCCAACAAAAAAAGUUAAUGAAAUUGUCAUCGCUAGUGCACUAGUUUUUAGAAAUGUCCCCAUAGAUACUGCCGAUCCACCCGAAAAGAUUCCGUCGACUUAUUUUACUGUGGUGCGUCAACUGAAUAAUACUCCGUAUCCGGUUGGAUUUCAUGACAACGCGCAGCAUCUUGGCAUUAAAUUAGAAAUAACUAGAACCGAAAGAUCAUUGUUGAAUUACCUUAUAGCCAUCAUCCAUCGAGUCGAUCCGGAUGUUCUAGUUGGACACAAUUUCGUUGGGUUUGACCUUGACGUAUUGUUACAUCGGAUGAAAGAACUCAAGAUUGAUGGCUGGUCUAAACUUGGACGACUGCGGCGAACUACGUGGCCUAAACUGCAAACGGGCGCUGGGGGGAUGGGCGACUCAACAUAUAUGGAGAAGGCGAUUGUCAGUGGUCGCCUCAUGUGUGACACUUACUUGAAUGCAAGGGAUCUGAUUAAGUCCAAAAAUUAUACGCUGACGGAACUGGCAUCAUCUCAAUUGAAAUUCAAACGCGAAGAUAUCGAAUUCUCCAAAAUAAAUACAUACUUCCAAACUUCAGCUAACUUAUUUCAUGUCAUCAAACAUUGCGAGAGUGAUGCAUACCUUGCCGCUGGGUUGACAUUUAGAUUGCAAAUUCUUCCGUUAUCUAAACAAUUAACAAAUUUAGCAGGCAAUACCUGGGCGAGGACACUGAUCGGAGGCAGAGCAGAACGAAAUGAGAGCUUACUGCUUCAUGAAUUUCAUCGUAACAAGUACAUAUGUCCAGAUAAAGCUUACACAAAUAUUAAGAACAAACAUUCCGAUUUCGGAGUUGACGAUCAUGAUCAAUCAAUAAAGAAGAGUGGAAGACGAAAACCGGCCUAUGCUGGUGGUCUUGUAUUAGAGCCUAAAAAAGGCUUUUAUGACAAAUUUGUUCUGCUGUUAGAUUUUAACAGUUUAUAUCCAUCUAUAAUUCAGGAAUAUAAUAUUUGCUUUACGACAAUAUCUCGUGAUGGCACGGAUAAUGAAGAGCGGGUACCUGACAUCCCAGAUUCAGGACUACCUCAAGGCAUCCUUCCAAAACUGCUUGCUAGUUUGGUAGACAGACGAAGGCAGGUGAAGCGGUUAUUGAAAGACCCUCAUAUCGCAGAGAGCGUUCGAAUGCAGUAUGACAUUAGGCAACAAGCCUUGAAACUCACUGCAAACAGUAUGUAUGGAUGCCUUGGAUUUACAUUCUCCCGGUUUUACGCAAAAUCUUUGGCUAUGCUAAUUACGUCGAAGGGUCGUGAGAUCCUGCAGAAUACAGUUGAUUUAGCAGAGAGUGAAAGGAUGGAAGUUAUAUAUGGCGAUACCGAUUCCAUAAUGAUUUACACGAAUGAAAUGGAUUUAAAGAAAGUACGUGAGAUGGGCAAUUUACUGAAAAGAAAAGUCAAUGAAAGAUACAAACUACUUGAGAUCGAAAUGGAUGGUUUCUUUCGGAGAAUGUUGUUAUUGAAAAAGAAAAAAUACGCAGCGCUGAUCGUUGAGGAGAAAAACGGCGUGUUGGAGACUUCGAUUGAGACAAAGGGUCUUGAUCUUGUUAGGAGAGACUGGUGUGGUCUGUCACAUGACGCAUCGAAAUAUGUAUUAGAACAGCUUUUGUCACCUGACGAUCGAGAGGAUGUGUUAAAUAGAAUACACAAGUUCCUCACCACCUUGGCUGAUGAGACGCGUCUAGGUAGAAUACCCACAGAUAAAUUUGUCAUAAAUAAGAAUCUCACAAAAGCACCGGAGGACUAUGCUGACGCACAAAAUCAACCACAUGUACAAGUUGCGCUGCAAAUGAAGAAAAUGGGGCUUGGCAUUCGUACUGGGGACACGAUACCGUACGUAAUUUGCGCCGGGGAGGAAUUUAAGGAAACUAAAAUCAUUGCAGAUCGUGCGAGACAUCCCAACGAUAUAUCAUCUUCGGACACAUUAAAGAUUGUAGAUUAUGAAUGGUAUUUAAAUCAGCAAGUUCACCCGGCUGUCGCGAGGCUUUGUGAGCCCAUUGAAGGAACUGAUGCUGUACAGAUUGCUAGAAGUUUAGGACUCGAUACGUCCAAGUUCCGAGCUUCGAUAGGCUCGGGGUCUGCUGUAGCAGAGCUUUACACACUCGAUUCUCAGAUCAGUGAUGAAGAACGAUUUGUGAAUGCAGACAGAUUUAAGCCGAUUUGUCGAUAUUGUCAAGGACAAUCCAUAUUCGAAGGAGUGAAUUCAAAAAGUGAGGGGUAUAUUCUUUCGCCAUCGGGAAUAUUGUGUCCGAAUUCAGAAUGUAGUCAAGCACUCCCAAUAGCGUCUCUAAUUGCACAGCUUUCAUGUCAAAUUCGAUGGCACAUAACUAAAUAUUACGAAGGGUGGCUGGUCUGCGACGACGAGGCAUGUCGUAAUCGUACCAGACUUAUGCAUGGAAAACGAUGCUUACAUCCCGGAUGCCGUGGAACUGCAGUCGCCGAGUAUUCGGAUACGUUGUUAUAUGAACAGUUGUUAUAUCUGUCAACUCUGUUCGAUGUCGACAAGGCAUUGAAUUCUAAAAAGAGGGUUAUUGAGGAUCAAACGAAAACGAUGAUAGAGCAGAAUCGCCAUCUGUUUGUUCCGUUAAAGAAAGUCGUUGAUGGGUACUUGGACAGGUGUGGAAGGCGAUUCGUAGAUUUAAAUCAAUUGUUUGCAUUCUGCCAGGCUUAA